AUGAUGGUGAUGUUCAAAACACUCAGUGUGGGGUUUCUACUCAGCUUCCUACCCAAAGGCACCUCAGUGUGUGGUGUGGCUCCUUUGAACAACAAGAUAGUGGGAGGACAGAAUGCUGCUGCAGGUUCUUGGCCUUGGCAAGUCAGCAUUCAUCAUGCCUAUAAUUUCCAUUUCUGCGAUGGAUCCCUCAUCAACAGUGGCUGGGUUCUGACAGCAGCACACUGCUUUGCAAAUACCAAAACCAACAUAACCAACAUGAAUCAGGUGUCCAGAUCUGUCACAAGUGUCACCAUAAACCCCAACUAUGAUGCAAAUACUCUGAACAAUGACCUGGCCCUGCUUCAGCUGUCUUCCACAGUGACCUUCACCCCCUACAUCACUCCUAUCUGUCUGGCUGCCUCUGGUAGCACCUUCUUCAAUGGAACCCUGUCCUGGGUCACUGGCUGGGGGAACAUCGCCUCUGGAGUAAGUCUUCCAUCUCCUGGGUACCUACAGGAAGUGCAAGUCCCAAUUAUUGGAAACAGGCAAUGUUUCUGCUUAUAUGGUGGAGGAAUCACAGGAAACAUGAUUUGUGCUGGAGCUUUAACAGGAGGGAAAGAUUCCUGUCAGGGUGAUUCUGGAGGUCCAAUAAUCCUCAAACAAGGUUCUAUUUGGAUCCAGGCUGGGAUUGUGAGCUUUGGUACUGGAUGUGCUCAGGCAAAUUACCCUGGUGUGUACACCAGAGUGUCUCAGUACCAGAACUGGAUCAACCAGGUGAUCACCAGCAACCAACCAGGCUUUGUCAUGUACAUGUCCAGUGGAACUAACGCAGACAUUAAUGUGACCUGCAGUAACCUGCUUUCUGCCACCAACUUGUUCAGGCUUGAUGUAUCGUUUCUGGUUGGUUGA
Molecule: messenger RNA, 888 nt
Organism: Electrophorus electricus (electric eel)
Lineage: Eukaryota; Metazoa; Chordata; Actinopteri; Gymnotiformes; Gymnotidae
Product: trypsin-like
Biological process (GO): proteolysis
Molecular function (GO): serine-type endopeptidase activity
Source: RefSeq, a predicted model, not a curated record